Messenger RNA from Bolinopsis microptera, 403 nucleotides. RefSeq lists its product as uncharacterized. The transcript has 4 exons. The record is from RefSeq and is a predicted model, not a curated record. Bases 7 to 324 code for a protein of 105 amino acids. Lineage: Eukaryota; Metazoa; Ctenophora; Tentaculata; Lobata; Bolinopsidae.
UCAGAGAUGAAGGUACUUAUUGUGCUAUGCAUGGUGGUUCUCGCCGCAGUUUUUGAAGAAGGAGAGGGAGCGUGUGCGUGGUCAGACUCUGAUUACCCCUGUGACAGAAUCAGUAGCUGUACUUACGGGUGUAAGCAAGGGCUCUGUUGGAGCCAAUAUGGAGGAGCUUGUGCGUUCUUUGAGAACAGAAAGAAGUGUUUUGAUGGACUGGGUUGCAAGAACUGGUGUUAUCUAGACAAGGGAGGUAACUACUAUCCCUGUCUUGAACACACUGACUGCAAAGAUAUUCACAAGUACCCAUGUAAAGGCGCUUGUUCUUGGUAAGACUUGAUGAGAAGUCAGAAGGGAGACGGUACAAACCAAAGAUCUUGAUGAGGCUGAGUUUUUAACGGGGAGUUAAAGU